GAGCGCGUAGGUCCGCCCCUUCCGGCGCGUUCCCCAUCAUGGCUCAGGGGCAGCGCAAGUUCCAGGCUUCCAAGCCCGGAAAAAGCAAAAAGGCGGCGGCGGCGGUGGCGGCGGCGGAGCGCAGCCGGGGCCUGAAGAAAGGCGCUCGGGUAAUCGCCCCCAAGAAGGCGCGCGUCGUGCAGCAGCGGAAGUUAAAGAAGGACCUUGAGGUGGGGAUCCGGAAGAAGAUCGAGCACGACCUGGUGAUGAAAGCCAGCUCCAGCCUGCCCAAGAAGCUGGCACUGCUGCGGGAGCCUGGCAAGAAGAAAGGGGCCGCCGCCAGCCCCGCGCCGUCCUGAAGGCCCCCUGCGCCUCCUCCUCCCCUCGGGGGACCCACAAGGACUGCUGUGCCACUGGGGUCCCCACUGUCUGCACUGCCUUAACCCAGCAAUAAACUUGCCCCUCCUGUC
Messenger RNA from Perognathus longimembris pacificus (Pacific pocket mouse), 449 nucleotides. It is a transcript of the gene C3H19orf53, whose product is annotated as chromosome 3 C19orf53 homolog. The transcript is spliced from 3 exons. NCBI's taxonomy places the organism in Eukaryota, Metazoa, Chordata, Mammalia, Rodentia, Heteromyidae. Bases 39 to 338 code for a protein of 99 amino acids. The record is from RefSeq and is a predicted model, not a curated record.